CCUCCAGCCCCUCGCUGUGUGAACAGCUCAACAUGAGCCCCAGUCUCCACCUGGCCUUGGUGUGUCUGAGUCUCUUCACUCAAAGGACGUGCGUCCAGGGGAAUCAGUUUAACAUGGAGGUCAGCAGAAGUGAAAAGCUGUCCCUUCCUGGCUUUGAGAACCUCACAGCAGGCUAUAACAAAUUCCUCAGGCCCAAUUUUGGCGGAGACCCCGUUCAGAUAGCACUGACUCUGGACGUAGCGAGCAUCUCCAGCAUCUCAGAGAGCAACAUGGACUUCACAGCCACCAUUUACCUCCGACAGCGCUGGACUGACCAGCGGCUGGUGUUCGAAGGCAACAAGAGCUUCACGCUGGAUGCCCGCCUCGUGGAGUUCCUCUGGGUGCCGGACACCUACAUCGUGGAGUCCAAGAAGUCCUUCCUCCAUGAAGUCACAGUGAGAAACAGGCUCAUUCGCCUCUUCUCCAAUGGCACCGUCCUCUAUGCUCUCAGAAUCACAACGACUGUGACGUGUAACAUGGAUCUGUCUAAGUACCCCAUGGACACACAGACGUGCAAGUUGCAGCUGGAGAGCUGGGGGUAUGACGGAAACGACGUGGAGUUCACCUGGCUGAGAGGCAACGACUCGGUGCGUGGGCUGGAGAACCUGCGGCUGGCUCAGUACACCAUCCAACAGUACUUCACCUGGGUCACCACAUCACAGCAGGAGACAGGAAACUAUACCCGGCUGGUCUUGCAGUUUGAGCUCCGCAGGAAUGUCCUGUAUUUCAUUCUGGAAACCUAUGUUCCUUCCACGUUCCUCGUGGUCUUGUCCUGGGUUUCAUUUUGGAUCUCCCUUGAGUCCGUUCCUGCAAGAACCUGCAUUGGAGUGACCACCGUGUUAUCAAUGACCACGCUGACGAUUGGGUCCCGCACAUCUCUACCCAACACCAACUGCUUCAUAAAGGCUAUCGACGUGUACCUGGGGAUCUGCUUCAGCUUCGUGUUUGGGGCCUUGCUGGAAUAUGCAGUGGUUCAUUACAGUUCCUUACAGCAGAUGGCAGCCGAAGACAGGGGGACGGCGAAGGAGGUGGACGAAGUCAAUAUCACCAACAUCAUCAACAGUUCCAUCUCCAGCUUUAAACGGAAGAUCAGCUUUGCCAAUGUUGAAAUUUGUGGUGAUCACGUGGACUACAGUGACUUGACAAUGAAAGCCAGUGACAAGGUCAAGUGCGUCUUCCGAGAAAAGAUCCAGAGGAUUGUUGACUGUUUCACAAUUCAAAACCCCAGCAAUGUCGAUCGCUACUCUAAACUGCUUUUUCCUCUGGUUUUCAUGCUCACCAAUGUGUUUUACUGGGCUUACUACAUGUACUUUUGA
Messenger RNA from Castor canadensis (American beaver), 1355 nucleotides. RefSeq names its product gamma-aminobutyric acid type A receptor subunit pi (gene Gabrp). Gene Ontology annotation, cellular component: membrane. The record is from RefSeq and is a predicted model, not a curated record. Gene Ontology annotation, molecular function: GABA-A receptor activity; extracellular ligand-gated monoatomic ion channel activity. Gene Ontology annotation, biological process: monoatomic ion transmembrane transport. NCBI's taxonomy places the organism in Eukaryota, Metazoa, Chordata, Mammalia, Rodentia, Castoridae.